AUGCCCUCACUCACUCUAUCAAACCCGGACAUGAUCCUGCCGUACGAAGACGAACGCCAAUCCCAAACUCCCUCCCCACCCAAAAUCGCCUACUUGUCACAUCUCAGUUCCCGCCAAUCGGACCUCAAUGUCUCCAUGUCGGCACCUGGCCGACAAAAGAAAAAUUUUUCCCGUCAUGCCUGGACACAUGACGACGUGAAUGUCAGUCGUCGUCUCUCGGAUAUCGGCGAGGAGCUGUCGCCCGCCGGAUUGGGAUUCGGCGAUUCGGACGAGCAAGAACUGGCCAGCUCACCGCUACUGCAUGACGACGAUCACAACAGGGAUAAUGCUACGUGGAGUAGCUCCAAUUCCACUAUCAGUGCGGGGAGCAGACGCGCUUCCGCUUCUAGGGAUGUGCCUGAGGCGCAUAACGAACGCAACGAAUCCCCUGUUGACCCCGAAGUCGUGAGAGCGCAAGCUACAGCGAUCGUUGGAACUGCAGGGGAUUCUUCUGUGCCAGCGAGCAACGCCGUGGCGUCUGCAGCUGCAGAGGGCAAGGGGCCCGGGGAGGAUAUUUCCUCAGCGAUAUUGAGCAGCGAGGCGGAGAGGAUCCUGGAGAAUGCGAAGAAACGGCUGAAUCUUAUGGAAGGCAAUCUCACCCGAGCCCGGUCAACAACGCGCACCACCGCCUCCCCCUCCCCCUCGAAUUCGAGCUAUAUCCAACCAAUGGGUUUGCACCAGCCUGUGGGUGGACUUUAUCGGUCGAUUUCGCGCACAGAUCCUAAGAGCUCUUCGCUGAGACGGCAGUCGCUUAUUGCGUCGCUGGAUACGACGAAUAACCGUCAUUUAAGAGGCCAAUCUGAAACAAAUAUUCCGUCUGAUUCGAGCUUGAAGAAUGACAGCAAGCGCAUCUCGCGCUCUGUCAGUGCGAUGGGCGCAAGCACUUCCUCUAGUCUUCAUACUGAUAACCGGUCCUUCCAUUAUGAACCCACGAGGGCGUAUUUGACGCACCGGUCAUCAAUUUCUUCUACUCGGCCCCCGAUACAUGUGCAUGACCAGGACCAACAAAGCCAGACCGCGCAGUCGCCUGUUCCCACCGAAGACAGUUCGUCGGACUCACCACAUGGCUUGGGCAUUUCCUCGGGCGUUUCCUCGGAGGGAUCGAAAUCAAGCCCGGAUGGUUUCAGUCCAGUCUACAGCUCCUACGGUCCUCCUAGCCGCGCGCAGUCGCAGCUUCAGGUGCGCGAUCUCCAGUAUCAAAUGAAGGGUCUUCAUAUCAAGAUCUCUUCUCUCAAGGUGAAGACCCAGGAGGAUAAUCUUCGCCGGCGCAGCUUGCAAAGUUUGCGCACGCCCAGCCCAUUGACAGCCGCUGAUCACUGGUAUGCGAAUGCGCUGGAGCUCAGAGAUGGUCAGAGCAGCCGUGGCUCUAAUCCCCGACGUGACGGCAGCUUUGAAAACACCUGUGAUGUUUCGAAUGAUAUAGCAGCGGAAGAUCGACGUAGAUCCGAUGAGCACGCCACUGGCAAUACAUCCAAACACGCUGGGAACUGGGAAGGCAAUGAGCAUGCAAACUAUGCAGACGAUCAAUCUGUCGCCGAGACCAUGUAUGAAGAUGCGGAAGAAGGUGAAUUUGAUGAGGACAUUGACCGCGAGGCUCUGGAUGAGAUAUUGCGUGAACCGCUUGACGACGACCUCGAGAACGAGAUGGAAGCCUUCCCUAACGUGCCAUCGCACCCAGAUGCGACGCCCCACGAGAUGCGCGAGGAUGCGUUUGACUAUGAACAUUUCAUUUUGCAUAGCGCACUGGGUAACUACACUCAACAACUUCGUCGAAUGAGCAGCAGCUCGAACGGAUCAGUCGCGACAAACCGGCCCCCAUACACAGCGCGACACUCCCGUACCAACAGCGGUAUGUCGGAUUCGACAGUGGCAACCUUUGCAACCGCAAACGAAGGCGAGCGUCCCGACGACGAGGACGAUAUUGACAGCGUCAUGUAUUGGGACCGACGGUUCAAUCAUGGUUCGUUCCCGCGAUCUAUUUCCCCUGGCGUUUCCGACACUAAUCCUUGGACAGAGUUGCGACACGGCCAUAGCCAUAGCCAUAGCCGUAACCAUUCCCAAUCUCAUGGCCACGGCCAUGCAAACAGCCACAACUACCAGCCAAGUCCAAUCCAAGAAGUCGAUGCCGAGGGUGAUCGCUCCGAAACACCCCGCGGAGCACGAUACGACGAAAACGGCGACACCACCCUAGUUGACCCGAACAAUCUUUCCCCUCAUAAACUUAAUGGCCGCUCAUCCUCAGCUACGGCCGGUUCUGCAACCCCAAACUCCCUUGUCUCGUCCCUCGUCUCAACUGUGCGCGCAGCAUCCAGCACCCCCAGUGUCGGUGGUAUCAACGAUGAUGAUACACAGAUGCUGGAAGCGCUGUUCAGCAGCUUGGGUAAGGUUUGUAUGGAUUUGCAGGCAAUCACAACCUCUUCGGAUCCAGAUGUGAAAGCUGCCCGUGUGCUGCGGCGCCGUCUGGAUGCUGCGCGGAGAGUGCUAGAGGGAGAGCUUGAUGCUUGA
This is a messenger RNA of Penicillium vulpinum, 2544 nucleotides long. RefSeq lists its product as uncharacterized. The record is from RefSeq and is a predicted model, not a curated record. Bases 1 to 2544 code for a protein of 847 amino acids. Lineage: Eukaryota; Fungi; Ascomycota; Eurotiomycetes; Eurotiales; Aspergillaceae. The transcript has 2 exons.